Molecule: messenger RNA, 926 nt
Organism: Lingula anatina
Lineage: Eukaryota; Metazoa; Brachiopoda; Lingulata; Lingulida; Lingulidae
Product: caspase-7-like
Biological process (GO): positive regulation of neuron apoptotic process; apoptotic process; proteolysis
Cellular component (GO): cytoplasm
Molecular function (GO): cysteine-type endopeptidase activity
Source: RefSeq, a predicted model, not a curated record
ACAAGUAAUUUUAGCAAGACCCUGAAACCGGGAAUUCCCAGAAUUUGCAGAAGGUGGAAGAGAAAGGAGAAGUGAAGUAAAAACACAGAAAAUGUCAGAAGAGAACAUAGGAGGUGCCACAAGUGCCUCUGACCAAACAGAAGCUGAAGAUUUACCUGGGCAUACCACUGACAUUAGCAUCAGUGCCCAGCUGAAAGAAAUAAAGAAAAACAAAAAAUUGAAUGAAGAGAAAGGGAAAAGGCAAAGAGUUGCAAACGUUCCACCUGGCUGGCAAGAUGAUGACUGUUAUCCAAUCACAGACUCUGUUGGAAAAGCUAUAAUUUUCUAUAACAAAAAAUUUGAUUCCAGUACUUCCAAGAAAACCAGGAUGGGAAAAAAUGGAGAUACAGAAAAUGAUGCAAACCAGCUCAAGUCGGUUUUAGAAAAGCUUGGUUUUACAGUGAAAUUAAAGAAAGAUUAUACUGUGGACAGAAUGUUAGGACAUCUUCAAAAUAAGGUGGCUGCAAAAGAAUUUGGCAAAAAUGGGUGUUUCUUGUGUAUUGUUUUGACACAAGGCGAAGAAACAACAGUGGAACAAGAACAAGAUGGCACUGUAAGAACUACCCAUACUGAUCCAAAAACAAGACAUUUUUGGGGAAUAGACAGAUCUGUCACUGUUGAUAAGUUAGUGAGACCUUUCAAGGGUGACAAGUGUCACGAGAGUCUGGCAGCAAUACCCAAAAUAUUUAUCAUACAGGUAAAGCCAGUGUAUCCCUACGUCUGACUUUGUAUAGGAAUCACGAGGAAUAUUUGUUUAUAAGACACGACAUUAAUUUAAUAAUUAUAUUUGUAAAAUACUAAAUUAAUGUGACUUUAGAUAACUGAAUAAUCUAUUUCCACUUUCCUUAAAGCAAUCUUAAAUUUAUGUCCAGUGUUUUGAUUAAGGU